Messenger RNA from Colossoma macropomum (tambaqui), 2454 nucleotides. RefSeq lists its product as uncharacterized. NCBI's taxonomy places the organism in Eukaryota, Metazoa, Chordata, Actinopteri, Characiformes, Serrasalmidae. Gene Ontology annotation, molecular function: zinc ion binding. The record is from RefSeq and is a predicted model, not a curated record. The transcript is spliced from 5 exons. Bases 160 to 591 code for a protein of 143 amino acids.
AUGUUAAUGCGUGUGGCUGAGAGUGGGGAGGAGUGCAGGUGAGGCGAUGAAAAGCUACAGCAGAGCAACCUGUACUGCACCACUUCCAGACACACUGACAACAAGAGCGACAGCAGCAGCAGCAGCUCCAGUGCGGCGAGAGAGCCAUCCUGACACAAAAUGAGUGCCAAAGACCCGCCGCCCUACGUCAUACCAGUGGAGGGCAAAGGGGACAACGUGAAAGUCUACAAGGUGCACACGCCGUUCAACCCGGGUUCCUCCACCCAUGAAGACUAUCAAAUCAAAACCCACGCCACAAGCGUUCAGUCCUCGUCGGCUGAUGAAGGCAAGAAUAAGUUUGUAAGCUACGACUCGGAGCUGGGCCGCACACCGGGGAUGACCACCUGCACGACCUGCCGUGAGCAGGUGCUCACCAACGUCGACUACAAAGUGGGCGCCUUCGCCUGGCUCAUGUGCAUCCUGUUCAUCCUGUGCGGGUUGGUGAUCGGCUGCUGUCUGAUCCCCUUCUUCGUCAAGCACUUUAAAGACGCCUACCACUCGUGCCCCAGGUGCAAACGGAUUCUCCACGUGGAGAAGAAGCGAUGCUGCUGACCCCAGCCUCCCGUCUGAGCUCAUCACUGUCCCGCUGCUUGCAAACUCUGCUCUGAAAGCACAGCUUGUGAGAAUGCCACGGUUGCAGACAGACCAUUUAUUCAGUUUUAUAUCAUAGAGGCUGAUGGUCAUCAUGGGGUGACCUACCAGAAUGUAUUAAAGUAGGGGUGGGUAGUUAAAGCAGAGGGUUGGUUGGCACAGUGUUCACUGUCUGCUGUAUAUUCCAGCCAUUCUACAGAUCUGUGGUCUCCAAAUCUUGUCCAGUAGGGCCUGGUUCAAACCACAGUUCGUCCUACUACUGUUCCAGCUAAUCAGCCUCUUUCCAAGUCCCUGAUUGGCCGGAUCAGAUGUAUUGGAGUUAAGUAAGGGGUGGGACAGCUUAGUGGAUAAGGGUUGGAGACCACUGCUGUAGAUCAGGAUAACUCAAAUAGCGGCAGAUGAAAGCAUCUUAGCUUAAAAAAAAAGUGCAUUCAGGACGAAAUUCAUGUUGUGCCAACCAGCCCCAACAUGGGUCCUGCUUAUGGGGAUGUUUGGCACAUUAACCUAUUGAAAUCCCAGAUUUAUUACACAAUAAGGCUUAUUAUUCAGUUACUACAGAGACUUCAAUGCAAACAGGUUGGGCUAUUCUUAGGUUAUAGAAGUGUGUAAUAAACAUUGCCAUGAAAGGGGUUAAAAAGCUCAAGUUUCAAAAAAGAAAUAAUCCAAGGUUUUAAUUUAAACCAAACAUUUGACAGCAACCAAAUAACAUUUUUGGAUCAGUUAAAUAUCAGAAAUGUUGAUUCAUCUUAGUGGCUUCUAUUGAACAAGAAGAAAAACAAUAACAACACAAAACUGGGCCACUUUAACAUUAAAUUUCUUUUAUUAGCUUGUAUUAAAACAUCACAGUUUAGUUAUUAUUAAUAAUAUUUCAUUUUAGCAAAUUAGUCUUUUAAAGCUAAAUCUCACUAAGUAAACUAUAGAAAGUCAUGUUUUACAACAUACCUCACUUUUGAGCUCUAGUGUUUUAUUUUAGACCAGAAAGCCCCAAAAAGAGACGGGCAGAACCGAACAAACUUCCUGUGCUGAUAGACGCUGAUGUUCCACUGCAGUUCUAUAAGAGACCUCAGUUCACUCCAGUUGAUAUUAGAGUCAAUAUUUCAUUAAAGAAACGUCACUUUUGUCCGAUCCCUGUUUUUGGCGACUCAGCCACCUCUGAUGCUGAUGCUGCAUCGCUGCUCUGCAACCCUGGCAUUCGAAGAACCCUUUGCUUUAACUCACCUAUGUCUUGUUUGUAACGAGCAUCUGCAAAUCAGGAAGUUCAGACACUGUGAUGAACACUGAUUAUCUUCGCCGUUGAUUCUGAGGGGUCAGGGGGAGGGGGAAAGAUGCUUGGGUUGGGUUCGUUAACAUGAAUAUUAAUGAUCAUAUUUAUGGCCAACCCUGGUACGGAGCAAUGAAUUUUAUGAAAAUGAAAGUAAGCUACUUCACAUGUUUACCUCAUAUGAUCCAAAUUGGCCACACCAGGGCGGGUCAUCAACUGUUUUUAUCUGUCAACACAAACUGGGCGCUAGUAUUUUAGAUUUUUAGAUUUGAAACUGUUCUUUAGAAACAAUCUAGUUUAGAUUUAGGUCAGAGGACACGUCCAUGCUUUGUACAUAAUGCUAUAUCUGUUUUUUUUUUGUCUAUUAUUGUUCUAUGACAACCUACACAUUAAUGUACCAUUAGACCUGUCAUAUAAUUAAAAUUCAUUUAUGAAUUGUCAUUUUAGAAUUAGUUCUAUAUCUACUCUAGCAUAAACAAGGGACUUAAGAGCAGAACUGCUGAGUAUUACGGCCAGAGAGCCUAAUGCAAUCAGUGAAAUGCCAAUUAAAAAUGUUAAUUUCA